This is a messenger RNA of Notechis scutatus (mainland tiger snake), 3379 nucleotides long. Lineage: Eukaryota; Metazoa; Chordata; Lepidosauria; Squamata; Elapidae. The record is from RefSeq and is a predicted model, not a curated record.
CCUAAGAGUAUGACUCGGACAGAAUCUCUUUUCUAUUAAAUGCAUCCUCAAUUCUAACCAGACCUAGCUAGCUGUUUUAUAUGUUGGUGUAACUUUCUGAAGUUAGUGUAACUUUCUGAAAUUCAUAAACAUGAAGCCAGUUGGUUCAGGGGAAAAAUCAACCAACCGAAGUGCCUCUCCUCACAGGAAUACUUAUAGAGCUCAGUUCCAAGCCCUGAGAAGGAACUUUGAUGAAGAACAAGGAGCAGUAGGAAAAACUCAGCAAACCAGGGGAAGGCAAUAUGGCUCCAAUGUCAACAGGAUUAAGAAUUUAUUCAUGCAAAUGGGCUCAGAGCCUAGUGAGAAUGCUGAGGGAACAACAAAAGUGAAACGUAGAAGUAGUCUACUAUCCCCUGAAGGACGGAACAAACCUAUAGCAAUUGUGGAGAAAGCAGAUGGAUCAGUUGUACAAUUAGAAGCUUCUGUUUCAGAAAGGAUUAGUAGAUUUGCUGCUAUGCACGAUGAGUCUUCCAAACUUACUGAAAUCAGGAAGGAGUUUAAAAGAAAUGAAACACAGCCUUCCAAAUACUGUUCCCCAAAGAAGGAGAAAACAGUCUCUGUUGAUGAACAGCAAGCUGAAUUGUGUAUUUCUAAGUCAAGCAAAGAAACUGCCCAAGAAGCUGCAAUGGACAGUUCUAGUUCAAAAACAGAGGCUGUUUUUCCAACUGUGACUGAACUUAGUGCAGUGUUUGAAGACAUUGACUCACAAAAAGAUGUAGUUGUUUCAGAAAAAGAAAGCAGUGAAGAGUUUACUGUAACUGGCCACUAUCCUCUAAACCUGUCUGCAGUCAACAAAGAUUUGUCUCCCACAGUUGGAAGUCUUGAUAGCUUUAGUCCAUUAAAAGAGACCAGUGCUUGGCCCUCAACACAGAAUACUAGUUCAGUAACUCUUGAGAAUUCUCUACAAACCCCUACUUUAGUUAAUGAAAAGUCAGAAAGCACUUUGUCUGUUUUAAAAACAAGUGAAACACAAAUUAAAAGUGCCUCUUCUGGGCCCUCUGAAGCACUUGAACAAGAGAUAGUAGUGGAUAGUUGUGACAAACAGGAUAUGGGUGAGACUAAGGCAGAAACAGAAUCUAAUGCAUCCUCUUUGCAAAAAAUGGUAUUGGAGGGAGCUCAGAAUUUAGAAAUGCCAGGAAACCCUGUCCUUAUCCAGGACAGUGCUUUCCAUGUAGCUUCAUUUUCAGUUGAAGAUAGAAGUGAAAGCGAAAUGCAAAAAGAACCAGAGGAUUUUUGGAGCUCUCAUGGAUCUGGGGAUACUGAUAGCAAGGUCCACAAGAUAGUAUCAAUAUAUAAUUUUGAUUGGGAGGCUGGAACUGAAGAGGAUGAUCAAGAAGAUAGUGAUGAUAACACCUUUAUUAUCCAUGACAACGAAUCUUUUGAAAUUAGUGGAUUAUCAGACGAAGAAAAAAUCCCACCAACCAGAAAAAUUAAAUUUAGUACUGCUCCAAUUAAGGUUUUCAGUACCUACUCUGAUGAAGAAUACGACCGGAGAAAUGAAACAGUUGAUCCAAUAUCUUCAUCAGCUGAAUAUGAAUUAGAAAAACGUGUGGAAAAAUUGGAUCUUUUCCCAGUAGACAUUGAAAAAGAUGAGCAAGGAUUUGGUAUUACUAUUAUUGGAAUGGGAAUUGGAAUAGAAACAGGUUUUGAGAAGCUAGGUAUAUUUGUAAAAACCAUUACAGAAGAUGGGCCUGCAGAAAAAGAUGGCAGGAUCCGGUUAAAUGACCAAAUCAUAGAAGUAGACGGAAUCAAUAUGGUUGGUGUCUCACAAGAUUUUGCUUCGACAGUUCUUAGACGUUCCAAAGGAAGAGUCAGGUUUAUAAUAGGCAGAGAAAAAGCAGGACAAGUAAGUGAAGUGGGUAAAUUGAUUAAACAGACCAUAGAGUAUCACCAGCGCCAGAGAGGCCACCAUUAUGCACAUUAUGAAGCAGAUGAUGAUGACGACGAGGAAUAUGCUACUGACGAAGAUGAAGACUUUGGGGCAGCAUAUCCAAGAGGCCAAAAAACUGUUCACUUCAUUGAAUGUCCUGAAAAUAAUGACAUGCUUUCUCCAGAAGAAAUAGAGAGAUUGGCUGAAAAAUUUAGAGAGUUGCAAAUCCAGUAUGCAGUUACAGGAACAGAGGUUAAGCAGCUAAAAAGAAAGCUGGAGAUUGCUGAAAAUGAGAAACUCAGAUGGCAGGUGGAAAGGAAUUUACUUCAGCAGAGCAUUAAGGAAAACAAGGAAAGGAUGGCGAAAAUUGAGUCUUAUUGGGUUGAAGCACAGACUCUGUGUCAUAAUGUAAAUGACCACUUGAAAGAUUCACAGGACCAAUAUCAGGCCUUAGAGAAGAAAUAUAACAAAGCUAAGAAAGUGAUUAAGGAUUUUCAACAAAGAGAACUUGAGUAUAUCCAGUACCAUGAUGAUGACAAGAAAAAAAUUGAAGAUCUGGAAAAAGAUCACUUUCUUGAAGUUCAACAUUUACAAACUCGGAUUAGAGGACUUGAAGCAGAAGUGUUGAGGCUGCUGAGGCAAAAUGAGUCUCAGAUAAACAACAAUAACAGCAUUUUUGAACCACAGUCUUCUGUUGAAGACUCUUCAAAAGGAGAUACAACAGAAAAGCUUGAUGGAAUGGAAAUAUCUGGCCUGGCUACCUUAGAUCAAGAUUUCAAUGAAGCAGUCCCUGAAACAGAAAGAUUGGAUUCUAAAGCUGUGAAAACUCGUUUGCAGCUUUCAGUGAAAAACAAAAGGUCACGGCCAAUGCGAACAAGACUUGAUGACAGCAUCAGCUCCACAGAUGGAGAAGACAGUCUUGAAAGAAAGAAUAUCACUUUCAAUGAUGACUUCAGCCCAAGCAGCACAAGUUCAGCUGAUUUGAGUGGCUUAGGGACAGGACUAAAAACCCCAGGAUUUUCACAAUCCACAGCUGUAUCUUCUGAUGAGAGCCUGGAUAUGAUUGAUGAUGAGAUUCUUGAUGAUGGACAAUCUCCCAAGCACAGCCAGUUUCCAAAUCAUGCUGUUUCAGAAUGGAGUGUGCAGCAGGUCUCCAAUUGGUUAAAAAGCCUGAAUUUAGAACAUUAUAUUUCUGAAUUCACAGCCCAUAAUAUAAAUGGAGAAUGUCUCCUUCAGCUGGAUGGCAGUAAACUUAAGUUUCUUGGCAUGACAUCUUCCCAGGAGAGAGCUGUGAUUAAAAAGAAAAUUAAAGAAAUGAAAGCAAAUCUAGAGAAAGCCUCCAAAGCUCAAGAGAAGAUGGAAAAGCAAAGGGAGAAACUUAAGAAGAAAGAAAACGAUCGAUUUCAAAGGAAGUGCAGAAAGUUGGAAAAGCAAUCAAUGGAACCAAUUCAGGGGGCUAAUGAGCAGUGA